Molecule: messenger RNA, 939 nt
Organism: Hemicordylus capensis (graceful crag lizard)
Lineage: Eukaryota; Metazoa; Chordata; Lepidosauria; Squamata; Cordylidae
Product: olfactory receptor 2D3-like
Exons: 1
Coding region: 1-939 (312 amino acids)
Biological process (GO): G protein-coupled receptor signaling pathway
Cellular component (GO): membrane
Molecular function (GO): G protein-coupled receptor activity; olfactory receptor activity
Source: RefSeq, a predicted model, not a curated record
AUGGGGGCUGAGAACCACACCUCUGUCAUGCAGUUCAUCUUGGUGGGACUCAGCAACUCCUGGAAGACACAGAUGGUGCUCUUUGUGGUCAUCCUCACCAUCUAUGUGCGCACCGUUGUGGGGAACCUUACCAUCAUCCUGCUAGUGAGAGCCGACUCUCGUCUCCACACCCCCAUGUACUUCUUCUUGACUCAUCUCUCAGGCCUGGAGAUUUGUUACGUCACCACCACCUUGCCCCAGAUGAUGUCUCACCUAUUGGCUGGAAAUGGAACAAUCUCUUUCACCCAGUGCAUGGUCCAGAUGUACAUUGCCUUGGCCCUGGGGUGUACAGAAUGUGUUCUGCUAGGUGCCAUGGCAUACGACCGCUGCUUGGCCAUCUGCAACCCCCUGGUAUACGCCAUAGCCAUGGGCAGGGGGCGCCAAUGGCAGCUUGCCUCCUUUUCCUGGGCAGGGGGCUUCCUCAUUGCCACGAUCAAUGUGACCUGCACCCUUUCCCUUCCAUUCUGUGGGAGCAACCACAUCAACCACUUCUUGUGUGAGCUGCCCGUGGUGCUUAAACACACGUGUGCUAGCACUUAUUUUGCAGAGCCCAUCAUUUUUGUGGCAUCCACGCUGAUCCUGGUGGGCCCCCUUUCUGUUAUCCUGACCUCUUAUGGGCUCAUUCUUCAUUCUGUCUUACAAAUACGCUCAACUGCCAGAGGGCGCAAGGCCUUCUCCACCUGUGCCUCCCAUCUAGCAGUAGUGACAUUAUUCUAUGGUGCUGGCAUCUUUACAUACAUGGGACCUCAGUCCAGCACCAACUCUGAUAGGGACAAACAUACAGCCGUCUUUUACAUUGUGGUCACCCCCCUGCUCAACCCUAUUAUUUACACCCUGCGGAACAAGGAUGUCCAUGGGGCAGUGGCCAAGCUGUGGCCAAGGUUGGGCCUAGAGCGAUGA